Scleropages formosus (Asian bonytongue) is the source of this 1512-nucleotide messenger RNA. Its product is annotated as cytochrome P450 2K1-like. The record is from RefSeq and is a predicted model, not a curated record. Bases 1 to 1512 code for a protein of 503 amino acids. Gene Ontology annotation, biological process: xenobiotic metabolic process. Gene Ontology annotation, cellular component: intracellular membrane-bounded organelle; cytoplasm. Lineage: Eukaryota; Metazoa; Chordata; Actinopteri; Osteoglossiformes; Osteoglossidae. Gene Ontology annotation, molecular function: iron ion binding; oxidoreductase activity, acting on paired donors, with incorporation or reduction of molecular oxygen, reduced flavin or flavoprotein as one donor, and incorporation of one atom of oxygen; heme binding. The transcript is spliced from 9 exons.
AUGGCUCUGCUGGAGGGGCUCAUCCAGACUCAUAGUAGCACAGCACUGUUUGGUGCAUUCAUAGUCUUGGGGGUCAUCUACUUCCUCUCCACAACUUCUAAACAAGGCAAAGAGCCCCCAGGACCCAGAUCUUUGCCACUCAUUGGAAACCUGCUGCAGCUGGACCUCAAGAGACCCCACGUCAGCUUGUUCCAGCUAUCCAAAAAAUAUGGAUCAGUGUUCACUGUUCAUUUUGGUCCCAAGAAAGUGGUGGUCCUUGCAGGCUUCAGGGCAGUGAAAGAUGCCUUGGUCAACUAUUCUGAAGAGUUUGGGGGUCGGGACAUAACUCCUGUUUUUUAUAAGACGAGCCACAACCAUGGUAUCCUGUUUGCUAAUGGAGAGUCUUGGAAAGAGAUGAGACGAUUUGCUCUGACCAGUCUUCGGGACUUUGGGAUGGGCAAGCGAAUAAUUGAAGAAAAAAUCAUCAAUGAGAUUGACUACAUGAUCCAACUGUUUGGAAACCAUAAAGGUCAACCUUUUGAUAACAAAGAGGCAUUGAAUCAUGCAGUCUCCAACAUCAUUUCCUCCAUUGUGUACGGUGCCAGAUUUGACUACUCCGACCCCCUGUUUCAGGAGAUGGUCCAUUGUGCAAAUGAAAGAAUUCGGCUCACAGGAACACCUGCUAUCCAGGUAUAUAAUAUGUUUCCAUGGCUGGGCCCCUUAAUGAAGGACUGGAGAGACCUAGUGAAAAAUUUGAAGAUCAGUGAGGAGCACAUAAGGGGAUUGGUGAAGAAACUUCAGAACACCCUGAAUACUAAGCACCGCAGGUGUUUUGUGGAUUCCUUCCUUUUCCAGCAGCAAGAAGUGAAGGUACAGGAAAAAUGUGAGCAGAACUCAUUCUUCAGUGAGAAGAAUUUGGUGUGCAGUGUGUCUAACCUCUUUGCUGCUGGAACUGAAACCACAGCUGCCACACUGCGAUGGGGGUUGCUCCUUAUGGCCAAGUACCCCCACGUACAGGACCGUGUUCAGGAGGAGCUGAUCAGGGUUACUGGGAGUCGGCAGCCAAGAGUCGAGGACAGGAAGAACCUGCCGUACACCAAUGCUGUGAUCCACGAAAUCCAAAGGAUGGCCAACAUUGUUCCAAUGAGUAUCCCCCACAUCACCACCUGUGAUGUGGUUUUCCAGGGUUUCCACAUCAAGAAGGGAACCUCUGUGUAUCCAUUGCUGACAUCUGUGCUGUUUGAUGAGAAUGAAUGGGAGACGCCCCACACAUUCAACCCUGGACAUUUCCUGGAUGAGCAGGGUCAAUUCGUGAAAAAGGAUGCCUUCUUGCCCUUCUCUGCAGGGCGUAGAGUGUGUCUUGGAGAGAGUCUAGCAAGGAUGGAGCUCUUUCUCGUCUUCACUUCACUCCUACAAAAGUUCAAUUUUACUCCUCCUCCUGGUGUGUCUGAAUCUGAAUUGGACCUUACUCCAGCUAUUGGAUUCACCCUUAACACUCCUCCUCAUAAGCUGUGUGCUGUCAGCCUGGCCUGA